Molecule: messenger RNA, 1770 nt
Organism: Nyctereutes procyonoides (raccoon dog)
Lineage: Eukaryota; Metazoa; Chordata; Mammalia; Carnivora; Canidae
Product: zinc finger protein 596-like
Biological process (GO): regulation of transcription by RNA polymerase II
Molecular function (GO): DNA-binding transcription factor activity; RNA polymerase II cis-regulatory region sequence-specific DNA binding
Source: RefSeq, a predicted model, not a curated record
AUGGAGAGCUCACUGCCAGAGGGAUCACUCUGGGGCUGUCCUUCAGAAGAGCCAUCUCAGGAGUCCCACGCUCUCCUGCAGGACCUGUCUGCCUUCAUAGACUCUAAAGAACAAGACUCUGUGACCUUCAAAGAUGUAGCUGUAGACUUAACCCAGGAAGAGUGGACCCUGAUGGAUAGGUCCCAGAGAAAGCUGUCCAUUGGUGUAAUGCUGGAGAAUAUCACUCAUCUGGUCUCCGUAGACUGUCAGUUCUUCCAGUCAGAUAUGAUUGCCCAGUGGGAGCAAGGAGGGGAGCUGUGGAAGGAAGAGAGAGGACUGGCCCAAGGCUGGGGUCCAGUUAUUUCAGGCUUGGAAAACAGCUAUCAAAAACAAGAAAUAAUAUCUAUGGAAGACAUCUGCAGGGAGGAUGCAUCUAACUACAAGACAAUAAUACAGAAAUGUCACUCAGGAGAAGACCCCUUUGCACAUAUUGGGUGUGAUGGAGUUUUCACUCACCCCUACACAUUGUCUCAGCAUGUUUUAACUCACACUGGACAGAGACCCUAUAAAUGGAGUGAAUGUGGAAAACCUUUCAGUCAUAGAAAUGACCUAUAUAGACACCAGAAACCUUAUAUGGAAGGCAAACUUUAUAAAUGUAACGAAUGUGAGAAAUAUUUCCAUAAUAGAAGAAAGCUUUGCAUACACCAGAGAAUUCACACGGGAGAGAAACCCUAUAAAUGUGAUGAAUGUGGAAAACACUUCAGUCGAAACUCCCACCUUCGUUCCCAUAAAAUAACUCACACGGGAGAGAAUCCAUUUGUCUGUAAUCAGUGUGGGAGUCAUUUCAGGUAUUUUUCAUCUUUAACUAGACAUAAGCAUAUUCAUUCUGGAGAGAAGCCUUAUGAAUCUCAUCUGUGUGGAAAAGCCUUUGUUCAAAGCUCUUAUCUUAAACAACACGAGAGAACUCACACUGGAGAGAAACCAUAUAAAUGUCUCCUAUGUGGAAAAGCCUUUGUUACAAGCUCCAAUCUUAGAGAACAUGAGAGAACCCAUACGGGAGAGAAACCAUAUAAAUGUCAUCUAUGUGGGAAAGCCUUUGUUCAAAGCUCUUGUUUUAGACAACGUGAGAGAACCCACACUGGAGAGAAACCAUAUAAAUGUCAUCUGUGUGGGAAAGCCUUUAUUACAAUCUCUGUCUUAAAAAAACACGAGAGAACCCACACUGGAGAGAAACCAUAUAAAUGUCUCCUAUGUGGAAAAGCCUUUGUUACAAGCUCCAAUCUUAGAGAACAUGAGAGAACCCACACUGGAGAGAAACCAUAUAAAUGUCCUCUAUGUGAAAAAGCUUUUGUUACAAGUUCUAAUUUUUGAGAACAUGAGAGAACUCACACUGGAGAGAAACCAUAUAAAUGUCAUCUAUGUGGAAAAGCCUUUGUUACAAGCUCUUGUCUUCGAGAACAUGAGAGAACUCACACUGGAGAGAAACCAUAUAAAUGUCCUUUAUGUGGAAAAGGCUUUGUUACAAGCUCUUGUCUUAGAAAACAUGAGAGAACCCACACUGGAGAGAAACCAUAUAAAUGUCCUCUAUGUGGGAAAGCCUUUGUUACAAGUUCUAACCUUAGAGAACAUGAGAGAACUCAUACUGGAGAGAACCCAUAUAAAUGUCCUCUAUGUGGAAAAGCCUUUGUUGAGAGCCCUAAUCUUAGAGAACUUGAGAGAACUCAUGCUGGAGAGAACCCAUAUAAAUGUCCUCUAUGUGGAAAAGCCUUUGUUACAAGCUCUUGCCUUUGA